GUCAGCGGUGUCAUCUCAAAAACAAUAUGGCGGCAGAAUGAAAAAGACAAGAGAAUGAGUGUGUCGGUGUGUCUUCGAUUUCUUACAAUUGAGGCGACAGAAUAAAAACAAGUGUUAUUUUCGGAAAUUCAAACUGUGAAUACAUUGUGAUGUGAUGGGAUAAGUAUUUUUUGUCACAAUAUCGGGUAGUUCGGUGGUUUUUGUGAGUCAUGGCCGAUGUGGAGAUUUGUAAUCUAGCGGGAAGCGAGAUGGCUUUGCCUAUCGACCUCGUCAACCAGGUGGAGAUCUUUAACCAGGUUUUAAGCAUUAACACAUGGAGGGAUGUGCUGAGCAAUGAGGACCGGAAGUAUUUAGAGAAAUUUCUACCUAAACUACCAACUGACAACCCAAAUGCUCAAGAGGUCAAUUUAAGAGCACUGUUUGGAGGAGAGAAUUUCAAGUUUGGAAACCCACUUCAACAAUUCCACUCUCAUUUGAAAGAUGGAUUCUUUUAUCCAGAUGUUGUCAAAUACAAAAAACUUUGCCAAAAAGCAAAAUACAAGGAAUACAGACUUCAACAGCAGCAGUUUUACAGGAAUCUAUUACAAGAGGUGAUGCUAUCUAGACAGGAGAUUCUUGAUCAAGUAAGCCGGCAGGGACCCAGCGAUCCGAUAAGAACCAGAGGAAAAGUUGUGUCAGACGAAGGAUCAUACGUAGAACACAAAGUGAAGCAGAAGAUGGACAAGAUCCUAAAUGAAUGCAGGAAAGAGAACGAGGAUGUCAUCAUGUCUUCGGAAGAUGAGGAUAGCCAGAUGACAAAUGGAAAAGGGUUUCCUGUCCCUGGCUACAGAGUUCCUUGUGUCUUGUCGCCUCCUGGUUUCCAUUCUGUUGUGGCUCCAAUACCUGGCAUGCCGUAUGGGUACCCAUCCCUCCCCCACACAUCGCCGUUAUCUUGUUUACAAAUUGCAUCUCCUAGUAUGGUGACUGAGUCGGACUUUCAGAAAAUGCUUCAGAGACACAAGAAAAAGAGGAUGCUGGGGGAGAAUAUACCUGAACUCGACACUAGGUUUAUGAGCCUUCAAGAUAUCGUACAGAGAACAAAUCCUACCAAAAAAGCAACAAGAACUUAUAAUCCCAAAAACAAACCUCGUCUACCAAUGCAAGUUGAUUUAAAAAAGAAGGACAAGAAAGCCAAGUUGAAAAAGAAAUUAAAGCAGAAGCUACAGCAAAAACAGGAACGCCAAGCGAGUGCCAAGAAGCAAGAAAUAAAGCAAAAUACUAUGAGUGAACCAGUACCUCUGUCAGACCUGCCGCCUGCACCAAGUGGAAAAUUAUCCUGCUUCUUUAGCUUAUUACGAGAAGUUUUCUACACCCUCCAAGACCUCAAGGGAACACUACAAAAGAUUGAGGAGCAAGUCCGCUCCUGGCAGGCAUCGUACAGUUUUACUUCAAGUCCUUGGAGUGCACAGCAAGAAGAUUGGGUCAAGCUUGUCUACUCAUCACUUAUGUACUUGUCCGGAAGCUCUGGGGUUACAGCCUCAGCAUUUGUUCCUUUGGUCGACUUCAAAGAGCGUCCUCAGCAGUGGAAAUGGAUAGGAGCAUUUCGUGAUUCAGACGAAGAGCUAGUCAACUUGUGCCAGGACUGGCUUCAAGUUAAGGAUCAACUUUCCAUAAAGAAGACAACUUCUGAAGGAGGCAGCUCUGUCAACGCCCCAGAGGCCAGAGUUAAAACCGACUAUGUGGUUCGGCCAAGUACUAAUAGUGAAAGAGAGAUAUUCAGGGCGCAGGAGGCGAAGCGGUACAUAAACCCACACUUGGCAUACACAUUUGUGAUGCAUGGGUUUGAGUCCAUUGUUGGUCCUGUCAAGGGUGUAUUUUCGAAGGAGACGAAUCUAAACAAGGCCCGUGAGCACUCUCUACUCAUAUCCAACAGACCUCCAUUCGUCACCAUCCUCACCCUGGUCAGGGACGCGGCGGCGAGGCUGCCAAACGGGGAGGGCACCCGGGCCGAGGUCUGCGAACUACUCAAAGACUCACAGUUCCUCAACAUGGACGCUACAGAUGCACAGAUUCACACGGUUGUCAGCGGUGCGCUGGACCGCCUUCACUACGAGAAAGACCCGUGCGUCAAGUACGACAGCAACCGAAAAGUCUGGAUCUAUCUCCACCGAAACCGAACUGAGGAGGAAUUCGAAAAAAUUCACCAAGCCAACGCUGCCGCAGCACGAGCAAAGAAGUUGCAAAAACCACGAGUUCCCCGACAGCCAAAGCAAGCGAAGGAGGAGACUUCAUCUCCGCCAGUAGCCGAGGCGAUCGACCCAUCUGCCGCCAUUGCCUCAGUUGCCUCACCUUCUGCAUCCCUCGACACCAACAAGCCCACAAUCAAACUCAAAUUCGCUGGCAACUUCUCCCCAUCUAGCACCGGACAUCCCAAAGUGUCUGUGAUCACGGCCGUCGGACAGGGCUCGAAGUUGGACAAGAUACCAAAAGGCUCGCUCAUAACGGCCACAAUUCAAGGUGGGACGGUAAUCAUGUCGCCAAAGCAGAAGACCGCCACUAAGCCGAGCACAAGUGAUGCAGGCUCACCCAUCGCCCUUAAACACGCAAGUGCACUUAACUCGCAUGCAAGCCCGCUUAAUUCCGCUAGCUUUAGCCCAGUGCAGGCUCAGGCCAUCGGGGACGAGCCGGCAGUGCGGAGGUCCGGCGGUAGUGAAAGUGACAUCAGUAGUUCAAGUGAGAAUGGGAGUGGCUCCGGGAGCAGCAGCGAGGACGAGGGAGCCUGGGGUGAGGCCCAGUCUGGUGGCAAGUCUACCACAGCUGCUCUCAAGUACAGCCAGCAUGUCAGUCAAAUCAACAAAGGUGAGAACACCAGGGUACCAAUCACUGGCAAAUUUCAAAGAGGAGGGCCACGUAAGUGCCGAAGAGCAUGAUGGGUACGAGAGCAGUGAGGGUAUGAACAGUGGAAGUGAUGACGGCAACUAGGACUAAGCGUGGAGAACUUACUGCCCUCACUAGACAGAUCCAGGCCAGGAAUUUUGUUCCGCGAAAAGUGUGUUGACUGUCUGUGUUUUAUGUAUGUUUUAAUGUGACAUGAAACAAAAUGUGUGAGAAGCUAAUAAGUUCAACAUAUUGAAUAAAUGGAGUCUGCAGCUUCUA
This is a messenger RNA of Nematostella vectensis (starlet sea anemone), 3135 nucleotides long. RefSeq names its product nuclear factor related to kappa-B-binding protein. The record is from RefSeq and is a predicted model, not a curated record. Gene Ontology annotation, molecular function: protease binding. The transcript has 29 exons. Gene Ontology annotation, cellular component: Ino80 complex. The coding region runs from base 210 to 2909 and encodes 899 amino acids. NCBI's taxonomy places the organism in Eukaryota, Metazoa, Cnidaria, Anthozoa, Actiniaria, Edwardsiidae.